This is a messenger RNA of Lytechinus pictus (painted urchin), 3315 nucleotides long. Its product is annotated as 5-formyltetrahydrofolate cyclo-ligase-like. Gene Ontology annotation, molecular function: 5-formyltetrahydrofolate cyclo-ligase activity. NCBI's taxonomy places the organism in Eukaryota, Metazoa, Echinodermata, Echinoidea, Temnopleuroida, Toxopneustidae. Gene Ontology annotation, cellular component: mitochondrion. The transcript has 3 exons. Bases 38 to 637 code for a protein of 199 amino acids. The record is from RefSeq and is a predicted model, not a curated record. Gene Ontology annotation, biological process: tetrahydrofolate interconversion; folic acid-containing compound biosynthetic process.
AUCAUGCACUUUUCUGAGUUACAUCCGGUUUAGAGUCAUGGAGGCUGUCCAUCAAGCGAAAAACCUUCUUCGACAAGAGCUAAAGAAGAGACUGAAAGCUCUUUCUGAGCCAGAGAAGGUCAGGCAGUCUCUUUACAUAACAAAAAAGCUAAUGUCACACCCUGCCUACCAGAAAAGUCAGCGGAUAUCAGUCUACCUGGCCAUGAAGAAAGAAGAAGUGGACACGACUGGUAUCCUUCAGAACAUGUUCACCCAGAAUAAAUCCUGCUACAUUCCUCAGUACAUUGGACCCAAGAUGAAUAUGCUGAGGAUGACCUCUAUGGAGGAUUAUGAAGCUCUGCCAGAAACAAAAUGGAAGAUCAAGCAGCCGGCUGAUGAUGAUGAGAGGGAAGAUGCUCUGAAAACAGGAGGUCUGGAUUUGAUUAUUGUCCCUGGCCUUGGAUUCAGCAAAGAGGGUCAUCGUCUUGGGAGAGGAAAGGGAUACUAUGACAUCUACCAGAAGCGAUGUUUGGAGGAAUCUGGAAUCAAACCGGUUACAAUCGCCUUGGCUUUCAAGGAACAGAUCUGCGAGAGUAUACCUGUCACAGACAAUGAUGUCACAAUAGACUACGUGCUCUAUGGAGACAUGGAUGACUGAUUAAGCUUUAGAGAAAGCAAAGGUAUACUCUUAAAACUCAACAGUAUUUUGAUUAGAAAAUUGAAAGAUCGAUGGGGUUGCUCAGGAUUUGAAGAAAGAGAAACAUGAUAAUUUUUUUCUUUCAUCUCUUUCUGUCAUGUUGCUGGAUGAUAAAAUUGAAUGAUUGACAUGGAUUCAAAAUAAGCAGGGAUAUAGUCAAGGGCAGCAUCAAGGCCAGAUUUUGCUGGCCUUGGCCCAAGUCUUGUGUGUACAGUGGUUUUCUCCAGCCACCUCUUGACUUGAAAGUACCGCCCUUAACUACUUCCCUGCAAAUAAGCACCAAAUUAUUGCAGUACUGGUAAUCAAAGGAAUAAUGUGGUUCCAUGCAGUUAUAUUUUUAUCAGAUUUUGUAAUUUUGAUAACAUUUGAUUGACUAUGUCUAAAAGCUCACCCAUGAUUUAAAAAAAAUACUAUUCUUGCCUCCAAGCAGAUUAUCAUUACUAUUAUCAAGAUCAUUUCAGUACUAGGGGAGUAAUUUCUACUUGAUUUGACUUAUUAUUCUUUGCUUGGAAUAUAAGAAGCUGAAAUCAUGUCAAACUUAUUCUAAUUGAUAACCUGUUAGGGCUGGGUAGUUCAUGUACAAAGCCUAUGAGAAUUACAAAAAUGCAGUACUUAGCAUUAUUCAAAUGAUUCCGCAUGGUACAAUCGGUUUAAAAAUCAUCUGCUAUUUUUGGUAAGUUAAGAAUAAUAUGAACAUGUCCACAAUCAUUUCAUUAAUUGUUUUGUUGCUUCUUAUUGAAGUUUAAUUUUUUAGAAAAGUAAUGAAGUGCAUGUAUUGUCACAUCAUUAGAUAUAUUCUAUUACAGCGAUAUAGUGUGAGUAAAUAUGAUGAUGCCAUAUAAAAAAGGUGUUGUUUUUUAAGAUAUGCAUAAAUCCCUUUUUGGGGAUGCUUUUAAAACCAAGACCAGUCAGCAGUAAUUAUUUACUUACAAGUCAUCACUGGCCAUACAUAGAUAUGUGCAUUAUGAAUUAAAAAAGACAAAUAUUUUUUUGAUAACAUUUGACUUGUAAUCAUGUUUUUCUUUGAUCUUCUGUAAUAAUCUUAUUUGAUUUGUAUCAAGAGAAUAUAUCUUACAUUGGUGUAGAAACAAGAUUCGAUUUACAAACUAAAGAGAUAAUACUUAUAGGGUGAAAUAUAUAUAUAUAUAUAUUUUUACAUUUUCCCCUUUCCUCAUUCAUAUUUUUAAAUAUUAGCUUUUUCCUUCUCAUUAAUUGUUUACUCUGAGUAGGAGGAAAAGUGCAGUAUUUACAACAAUAUUUUUGACAAAUUUGAUCUCUGCAGAGUCAAAUGUUUUCUUGUUUUAGUUUUUUUUCUUCAUCUAAGAAAAAUCUUUUAAUAAAAUUAACAAUAACAAAUUAACUGUCUUUAUUACUCUUUAUAUACAUAUGCCUAUUCUUAUGUGAUAUCAUUAAACCAUGGUCACUGUACAUCAUCCAAUUAUUGUACAUUUUCAGUAAAUAAUACCUGGAGUUUUAAAAUUAAGAAUAUAUCUUUGCUGGGUAAGUAUUUUAAUUAAAGCAUAUUCAAUUUAAUUCUAAGAAUUAUACUUCACCAAGCAUACGUUUAAAACCAAAUUAUCACCUUUAUCAACAAAGUGAUGUCAUGUACUUGAUGCAAUGCCAGUAUCUCAUUGUAUUAAUAUAAUUUUAUCUGGCUCAUAUCAAGGCCUGCAAGAUAAUUAUAUGAGCUGUCAGCUUUCGUUUAUAAAAACGAAUGACCUCAUAGCUAUUAACUUGGUAGCCUUUGGGAAUUUUUUUACUUGUAUGAAUUAGCUGAGAGGAAGUCUCCUGUGUAAAGAGCAAUACAUGGAUUUGAUGUUAACCCCUGUAGCACAAAUAUUAGUGCUGGAUUGUAGGGUUGAUUUUUCUGCAAUCAACCACUUCAAUAAGUGAUGUGAUCAAUAACCAAAUUUUGUAUUACAGAGCCCAUAUAUCAAUUUAAGCUAGAGUUAUAAAAUAAUUCCUGUUUUUGAAAAGUUUGUGUUUCAUAUUUUCUGUGUUUUCAUUCAACAAUUGACCCUUGUGAUCAAGUUGAAAUUUUAUGGUCCCAUUAAAUUUCACAAUUUAUUUUUCUGUUUAGUUGAAAAUAAAGUUUUAUUUGGUUGAAAAGUUUGUGUUUAAUAUUUUCUGUGUUUUCAUUCAACAAUUGACCCUUGUGAUUAAGUUGAAACUUUAUGUUCCAUUAAAUUUCACAAUUUUUUUUUAGUGUUUAGUUGAAAAUAAAGUUUUUUGUUAGUUUUGAAUCCAUAAUUAGUUGCCAUUUUUAUCUGUACUUUAUCUCAUGUGAGAUAUUACCUGAUUCAAUUUACCUACUGUAUGGAUGAAACUUUGUAUUAUUUGUAUUAGUUGCAUAUGAAGAUGAAUCAUUAAGCUUGGAAACUGAUAAAAGACAAUUAUGACUAUUAGACACAUGUUCCUUAUAUGGUAGUUCUAUACAGUUUUAUUUUUUUACACAAUGUAUAAUAUUUUCUUUGAUAUUGCAUUCACUUGAAAAUAUUCAUUUUUUCUGUGAAUGUAUCAAAAAUUGUGCAUUAAAAGACAAAUGGUGAACUUCAUCUCUAUGGUAACCAGCAGUCUAAAUGUAUCAUCAUCAAUGUCAAAGUAGCUUCCAUAUGAAUAUUAAAUGAUUUUAUCUACCA